Messenger RNA from Ailuropoda melanoleuca (giant panda), 1959 nucleotides. It is a transcript of the gene PDE9A, whose product is annotated as phosphodiesterase 9A. Gene Ontology annotation, molecular function: 3',5'-cyclic-nucleotide phosphodiesterase activity. Lineage: Eukaryota; Metazoa; Chordata; Mammalia; Carnivora; Ursidae. Bases 288 to 1703 code for a protein of 471 amino acids. Gene Ontology annotation, biological process: signal transduction. The transcript is spliced from 17 exons. The record is from RefSeq and is a predicted model, not a curated record.
UUGCUCCUUAACUUUUUGAAUCCAUUCUAUCUAUAAAAUUUUUUAUUAAGCUUUUUCUUCUAAAAUCAUUACAGAAUAGUGCACAGUUGCAAGGAAAAAUACAGCGAGAGCCCACGUACCCCUUACCCCUUUCCCCCGUGGCUGCAUCUUUCCCAAGGUGGUAAGAAGCCACAGCCGGGCUGUGGACAUUGACCAUUUGGUCCCCACGGGGAGUCUUCCCUCUGUAACCCCGACCGUCACUGGGUUCUCCAUUUCUGUCGUUUUGCCAUUUCAGGAGCGUUCUACCAAUGUGGCCAUGCAGAGGUACCUUGAGACUGGCUUCUUCCACACGCCAGAAAGAAGAAUUAAUCCAGAGCGUGCUGACCCAGGUGGCAGAGCAGUUCUCAAGAGCAUUUAAAAUCAACGAACUGAAAGCUGAAGUCACGAAUCACUUGGCCGUGCUAGAGAAGCGAGUCGAAUUGGAAGGCCUGAAAGUGGUGGAGAUAGAGAAAUGCAAGAGUGACAUCAAAAAGAUCCGGGAAGAGCUGGCGGCCAGAAGCAGCAGGACCAGCUGUCCCUGUAAGUACAGUUUUGUGGACAAAAAGAAGCUGACAGCACGCCGUGAUGUCCCCACGUACCCCAAGGUGCGGAGCGCUGUGACUUUGCAGAGACCAAGUCAGUACCUGCUCUCUCCAGAGACCAUCGAAGCUCUCCGGAAGCCCACCUUUGACGUCUGGCUCUGGGAGCCCAACGAGAUGCUGAGCUGCUUAGAGCACAUGUAUCACGACCUGGGCCUGGUCAGAGAUUUCUCCAUCAACCCCAUCACACUCAGGAGAUGGCUGCUCUGCGUGCACGACAACUACAGGGACAACCCCUUCCACAACUUCCGGCAUUGCUUCUGCGUGACCCAGAUGAUGUACAGCAUGGUCUGGCUCUGCAGGCUCCAGGAGAAGUUUUCCCAAAUGGAUAUCUUGAUCCUAAUGACGGCAGCCGUCUGCCAUGAUCUGGAUCAUCCAGGAUACAACAACACGUACCAGAUCAACGCCCGCACGGAGCUGGCCGUCCGAUACAAUGACAUCUCGCCCCUGGAGAACCACCACUGUGCCGUGGCCUUUCAGAUUCUCGCCCAGCCCGAGUGCAACAUCUUUGCCAACGUGCUGCCAGACGGGUUCAAGCAGAUCAGACAGGGGAUGAUCACAUUAAUUUUAGCCACUGACAUGGCAAGACAUGCAGAAAUCAUGGAUUCUUUCAAAGAAACAAUGGAGAAUUUUGACUACAGCAAUGAGGAGCACAUGACCCUUCUGAAGAUGAUUCUGAUAAAAUGCUGUGACAUCUCUAACGAGGUUCGUCCGAUGGAAGUGGCGGAACCUUGGGUGGACUGCCUAUUAGAAGAAUAUUUCAUGCAGAGCGACCGCGAGAAGUCCGAGGGCCUUCCUGUGGCCCCUUUCAUGGACCGGGACAAAGUGACCAAAGCCACGGCCCAAAUUGGGUUCAUCAAGUUUGUCCUGAUCCCGAUGUUCGAAAUGGUGACCAAGCUCUUCCCUGUGGUGGAGGAAAUCAUGCUGCAGCCCCUCUGGGAAUCCAGAGAUCGUUACGAGGAACUGAAGCAAAUGGACGAUGCAAUGAAAGAGAAGACGGAGAGCCUGACGGCCGGGGACACCAAUGCGCAGAGAGAGAGAAGCAGAGACAUGAGGAAAAGCAAAGAUAAUGCCAUCCUGAAUUGACAUCUCAAUGCACAUGCAGCCCGAGCCUGAAGGAGGCAGGACCGGCGCGGGCCGCGGUGCAGGACCGGCUGGCUGAACCUCGUGGGAGCCGUCUGUGCAGGGAAGAGUGGAUUCUGAGCACCUGACUCCGCAAGACUGCGUUUUCUAAGAACUGUUUUGUUCACUGAUACAAAAAAAAAAAAAAAAGGAAUUCAUGAUGCUGUACAGAAUUUUUAUUUUUAAACUGUCUUUUAAAUAAUAUAUUCUUAUACAGAAA